Messenger RNA from Trichophyton benhamiae CBS 112371, 168 nucleotides. RefSeq lists its product as uncharacterized. The record is from RefSeq and is a predicted model, not a curated record. Lineage: Eukaryota; Fungi; Ascomycota; Eurotiomycetes; Onygenales; Arthrodermataceae. The transcript has a single exon. The coding region runs from base 1 to 168 and encodes 55 amino acids.
AUGCGGCUACAGAAGUACCAAAUGCUCCAACAGACCUACACCAGGGAUCGUCAGGAGGAGAUGUUUGAUAUUCUUGACAAGCUAGAAGAUGAGUUCACUUUGGAAGAGGAUGAUGAGUGUCUUGCAGCCAGAAAGGAAUUGAAGGAAAAGCGAGGCGCAAUCCCCUAA